GGGGAAGGGUCAGAAAUGAAGAAUGUCAGACACUAAGCAAUUCCUGAGCCAAGUGGGAUGAAAAGAAUUCCAGUCCCCUCUGCUUGGAGAAGCAAAGAGGACAAUGCGGGACCCCCCCACACUGAUCUAAACCCCUUAAAUCAGUUGAAAAGUGGCUGGGUGGAGCUCGCAGCAAUUAGACUUGGACUUUGUUGUGUGCUUCAAUAGAUUCCAUGGUACUUUCAAAACCAACAAGGAAUCCGGUGGCACUUUAAGACUAACCGCUGCUUGUUUCUGUAGAUACAGACUAACACAGCUCGCCCGGAUAUGUGGUACUUUCAGUUUCCGUAUUACUUCAUCGCAGACUUACAGGAAGAAAGAGAGAGCGAGAGAGAGACAGGGCUGAAACACAAAAGGAUCACCCGAGAAGGUCCCAGGAAUGGCAGCACUCAGGGGUGGAAGGCAGGCCGCUUAGAUCGAUUGAGCGGCUCACAGGAAGUCUCAGUAAAUGUCCAUUGACCCAGCAGUGGUUGAGAAUAAAUCUCCCACUAUGAGCGAAGAAGAAUUCAAAGCCGCUGUCCAAAUCGGAAACCUUAGAAAAGCCGCUUUGAUAGCGCAGCAGAUGAUGAAGUCACCCGGAUUAUUCGACAUUGCCGUUGUCGGGGAGUCGGGCUCUGGAAAGUCAUCAUUUGUCAAUGCCUUCCUGGGCUUAGCUGAUGAUGAUAUAGGAGCCGCCGAGGUCGGGAUGGUGGAAACAACUGAGUGGUCAACCAUGUAUUCACAUCCUGAAUACCCUAAUGUUUUCUUAUGGGAUCUUCCAGGAAUCGGAACGCCACAUUUUCAGUCAGUUGAACACAGGAUGACAGAUACAUACUUGUCAGGAUAUGAUUUUUUCCUUAUUGUCACCGCUACACGCUUCAGAGAGAUCCACGCCAACCUUGCAUGGAAGAUCCAGGAGAACGCAAAGAAGUUUUAUUUUGUGCGCUCCAAGGUGGACCAAGACUUGGGGGCUGAAAAGAGAAAACCAAACUAUAGUGAGGCGAGAACCCUGCGGCAGAUCAGGGAGGACUGCCAAGCCCACCUGCAGAGAGCAGGGGUGAACGACCCUCAGGUUUUUCUCCUCUCCAGCUGGGAAUCCGACAAGCACGAUUUCCCCCUCCUGAAGGAAAGUCUGGAUCAAGAACUCCGCCAUGCUAUGUUGCAUAAGCUGCUCGACACCUCAUGCUGGACCCUGCAAGAGAAAAAAACAGACAUGCAGAAGACCACACGGGAACUAGCUGACUUCUCGGGCAGUCCUGGUGCCAUUCCUCUUCCGGGUCUUUCUCUUGUUGCUGACAUGGCUGCCUUGGUGGAUUGUAUGAGAGAUUACUGCAAGGAUUUUGGCCUGAAUUCUGACUCCCUCUCUGCACUCGCUGAGCAGGUUGGGAAGCGGGAGGAAGAUCUGAAGGCCGUGAUAAGGUCUCCACUGGCCACAGAAAUAACAAUUGACCUUGUACUGAAGCUGCUGGAAAAGUGUGUAGGUGAGGGAGUGACGUUUCUGACUUACUUUGCCUGGAGUGUGCCAGUGGUCGGGGCAUUGUUUUCUGCACAAGUUUCUUUUGGCACAACGGUGUUUAUGCUGGAUAACUUUAUAAGCGACCUUGCUGAAGAUACCCGAAGAGUCCUGGCAAAGGCUUUGGAGGGAGAAGAGAAAAAGUCAAGACAACAUCACCAAGAACUCAAUUUGCCUGUAAUGCAUGAAAAAAACCCAACCAAUCCAAUCUCAGCUGGAGGCAAGUGUGACACUGGCAGACCAGGUGCCAGCUCAUGCCAAGACUCUACGCCUCAGCCCUGACAAAUUCACAGCUGGAAACCCGUCUGUGCAUGAGGAUUGCUAAUAUCGAUGUUAAUCUUGGAAAAAUGUGUUCAGAUGUUAGGCAAUACUUGUGAGUGGCUGCCUGUGUGAAUAAAUAAAAAUAAUAAUCUUGCUUUUAAUGUCUAUAUCCCCUGCUACAUGUAAGGUAAUACUUGAGGGCUCCGUAAAAAUGUUUGCUCUGAAACUGUAAACCCAGUCAGGAAAGAAACAUCAGGUGUGAAAUACUGGUUUGCCCAAGGAGAGGUUAUCUCCUGCCCAUCUCCUGCUCAUUGAAUCCAAACAGGCCAUUGUGGGACAUCAUAGACCAGUGAUUCUCAACCAGGGGUGCAUGUACCCCUGGGGGUACACAGAGGUCUUCCGGGGGUACAUCAACUCAUCUAGACAUUUUCUAGUUUUACAGCAGGCUACGUAAAAAGCACUCGCCUAGUCAGUACAAACUAAAAUUUCAUAUAGACAAUGACAUGUUUAUCCUGCUCUAUAGACUAUCCACCGAAAUGUAAGUGCAGUGUUUAUAUUCCAACUGAUUUCUUUUAUGCUAACGUAAUAACUCCAUCUCCAUGAGCGGUGUAGAGUCAAAGUCGAUGUAGUUAGGUUGACGCAGUGUCAAGGCAGACACGGCGUUGCUUAGAUUGAUGGUGACCCGCUUUCAGGAGCCGUCCCACAAUGCCCCACACUGAUAGUACAAGUGACAGACACGCACAGCCGACACGAGGAGUGACGUGUAGACUUGCACUGGCAUGCAAUUUAAUUAGUGCGGCAGCUGUACGCCCACCUAAGUGAGGUUGAGAUUCUUUUGUAGUGCAGACAUGGCUGUACAUAGGUAUGUUUUAAGUGUAGCCCAAGCGUAAGGUUGCAGAGAGCCCGAAACAAUCUCUGUGAGGUGUGAAUUGCCCCGUUCAUUCCGGUGGGUACAAACUCAAGUGCUCAUGAUGAUUUUGAAGGGCCUCAAAGUGGGUGUCUAUAAUCUCCGCCCACUUUCGAUUGCUCUGGUAGUGUCAAGAGCAGGGGUCGGCAACCUUUCCGACGUGAUGUGCUGAGUCUUCACUUAUUCACUUUCACUUAAGGUUUCACGUGCCGGUAACACAUUUUAAUGU
Molecule: messenger RNA, 2928 nt
Organism: Mauremys reevesii (Reeves's turtle)
Lineage: Eukaryota; Metazoa; Chordata; Testudines; Geoemydidae
Product: interferon-inducible GTPase 5-like
Exons: 2
Coding region: 488-1813 (441 amino acids)
Cellular component (GO): membrane
Molecular function (GO): GTP binding; GTPase activity
Source: RefSeq, a predicted model, not a curated record